Molecule: messenger RNA, 954 nt
Organism: Seminavis robusta
Lineage: Eukaryota; Bacillariophyta; Bacillariophyceae; Naviculales; Naviculaceae
Source: the annotation of a GenBank genome assembly
AUGGCGCAAAAUCUUCCAGCAAAUGAGGUGCUGGAAACGGGCCUCCGUGUCAUUGGAUUUGAGCAGCACCGCAUUGACAGUGUCAAUGAAAAGAAGAACCUUUCGCGCUUUCGAACGCACUACGCAUCGUCGCCCAUUGUGCUGUCUAUUGUUUGGGAUAUGCUCCUUACCAGUGAGAAUGAAGAUGCGAGUGUCUUGCCUGAUGUUGCCAACUUUCAGCAUUUUUUGAUGGCAGUCAAUUUUCUGGCAUGCUACCCCACUGAGAAUGAAGGUGAAGCCCGAUUCGGUGUGAGUGACAAGACGUACCGGAAAUGGAACUGGUUUUAUGUCAAAAAGCUGGCUGCCUUGAAACCGGAAGUAAUUGUUUGGCCGAACGCUUGGAAUAAUCCCAACAAUCAGCAUGAUCCCAAUACAGAAACAACCUUCAUCAUCUCUGUUGAUGGUGUCCAUUGUAUGAUCCAGGAGCCAACACUGGACAGCUUUUCGGAGAACAAGCAAUACUACUCUCACAAAUUCAAAAAGCCGGCAUUCGACUACGAGGUUGCUCUUUCUAUCUUUACGAACAAAUGUGUUUGGAUUGCUGGGCCAUACCCAGCCUCAAAGCAUGACAUCAGCAUUUUUCGAUCCAGCUUGAAAGGGCACAUGGAGCAAAACUCUCCCGGUAAGCUGGCAAUUGGAGACAAAGGUUACCGAGGAGAACCAGCGUUGAUUUCGACUCCAAGCUCACACGACAACCAGGACCUCCGCGAUUUCAAAGGAAGGGCAAUGUCGCGACAAGAAACAUUCAAUUGUAGAUUGAAAAAUUUUGCCGUUAUGGACGUCCGGUUUCGGCAUGGUCAUGACCGUGCCACUGUAGACGACACAGCCGUCAAGCACCAAGCGUGCUUCUUUGCUUGUGCUGUGCUGGUCCAAGUUGAUAUGGACAACGGCGGGCCAUUGUUCUAUGUCGCGUAG